Fusarium sp. VM40 is the source of this 885-nucleotide messenger RNA. Lineage: Eukaryota; Fungi; Ascomycota; Sordariomycetes; Hypocreales; Nectriaceae. The record is from the annotation of a GenBank genome assembly.
AUGUCGACAACACCAUAUGUCCCUCCCAUUGACGGCACGGCCACUCAGCAUGAUGGUACAAGUCACUUGGCCAUAAAAAUCACGUUCACUCGUCGCCUUCUGACUCUAAUCGCCCUCAAGACCUCCGCACACUUCCAUCGUCGCGAUGGACCCUGUGUUCCAAUUUCAAAACGCGUCAUCGUCAAGACGGGCCCGUUCGUGCACCUCACUGAAGCGGCAACUAUGAACUUUGUCGCUGCCAAUACCUCCAUUCCCGUACCAGCUGUUCACUGCUCCUUUGUUCACAACAAUCACGCUUUUAUUGUCAUGGAGCGCAUUCAAGCAAAAUCUCUUGCAGAUGCCUGGAACACACUAUCGGACACAGAUCGAAACAGCAUCUUUGCUCAGCUUCGAAACAUGAUGCAGGAACUGAGGGCUCUUUUUCCACCUUCUGGUACAGACAUUGAGAGCUGUAUAAGCGGCUCUUUGCGUGACUCGCGCAUACCUAGGUCAAGACCUAGGUUCGGACCCUUUAAGUCUAUACAGGAUUUCCAUCUGUGGUUGCGUGAAGAUCUCAAUCCAGAAGAGCAUCCAGAUCGCACUUGUGACCAAGACUGGGAAGAAAUAAAAGAAAUGGUAACCCAGCAAGACGGGCCAUGGCCAUCCCCAGUCUUCACUCAUGGGGACCUGAACCCUUUCAACAUCUUAGUUUGCGGUGAUCAAGUUGUCAGUAUUAUUGAUUGGGAGUUUGCGGGUUGGUAUCCGCACUAUUGGGAGUAUACUUCUGCAUGGUAUGGAAACCGUAUUCGGCAGGAGUGGCAAGACUUGAUCGCCAAAUUCCUGGACGUUUAUCCUGCUGAACUAGAGAUGGAGAAAACACGACAAAGAUGGUGGGGAGAUUUUUGA